Molecule: messenger RNA, 2118 nt
Organism: Linnemannia hyalina
Lineage: Eukaryota; Fungi; Mortierellomycota; Mortierellomycetes; Mortierellales; Mortierellaceae
Source: the annotation of a GenBank genome assembly
AUGUCCUUGGCCUCUCCUUCUACAACCUCGCUCUCGUCUCGGCGAUCCUUCAUCCCCGCCCCAUUGACUUCCAAGCCCUCCCUAACCGUCAGCACACCCUCCACUUCAUCAGCUGCUACUACCAACACUACAACAUCGUCCAACACCAACACCAAGCGACAUAGCCAAGUCUUACUGGAGGACGCUCUUCCAACACAAAGGCUCCCCAUUGUCUCUACCCCACAACAUCGAUCCAUCUCUGCCUACUUUUCCGACUACAGUCUAGAAUGUGGUGCAGCCUCCCCCUACAUCUCUGAACCUGUCUGCGUACUACCCAACCUCUACCUCGGAGCAGAACACAACGCAACCAACGUCAAGGUAUUAAAGCGACUCGGCAUCACCUUUGUCUUGAACGUCGCGAUCGAGAUUGCACAGCAGGAAGGAUCGACAGCAACAACGACAAUACAACUUGAUACUAGUGCUGCAGAGGAAGCCACUCGGGGUAGCAUCGAGUUCAAGAGCCUUGCAUGGACACACCACCAAAAGGAUCUGUUGCGCGAAUUCCCGACGGCGUUUGCGAUGAUUGACAAGGCCUUGGCGGCUAGUAAUGGACAGGGCAAGGCAUUGGUGCACUGCCAACUGGGUGUCUCUCGGUCUGCCAGUUUGGUGAUUGCCUAUGUGAUGCGGGCGCGCGGGAUGGGACUCACCGAGGCAUACGAUUAUGUCAAGCAACGGUCGGGUGUUAUUUCGCCCAACAUGAGCCUGAUGUACCAGUUGGCCGAGUUUGAGAAGGGUCUCAAGAAGCAAGGUGAUGGAUUUUUUACGACCAGUGAGUUCGCGACAGCCCCAGGUCAGAACCGUGACUCUUGGUGUUCCCAGAUGGGCGAUGAUGAUGAGCCCCCAUACCCCUUCUCUGCUGCCUUCUCUGCCGCCGAUGCUACUCCUACGAUUCCGAGUCCUUUUUCAUCGGAUAUGAACAUGACGCCCGAGAUCAUGAUCAUGGAUGAGCCAGCCACGCCGAGCAGAUCCGAGUUCUACAAGCGACCCUUAACACCCGAGAGCAGGAUGGAGGACCACCCCAGCACCAAGCCAUUCCAGGGCUCGAACCGCCCUUCCCACACGCGCCUUGCCCUCCCAGCCUCCCGACGAUUGAGUCUCACCUCUUCGCCCCAGCACUCAAAGUUCACACCUCGGUCGCCUCACUUGCGCGGCGCUCCCAUAGGGCUGUCCAUUUCCUCGAAUACUGAAGGCGCCACCCCUCGCUCGUUCUCUCUGUCGCCCAAGACUCCAAUCCGGGACCGGUUUCCUACGAUGACGCUGCCAAUGUCGGGCGAUAUCGAGAUGAUGGUACCACCAACACCCUUGUUCCAGUCCUCUUUCUCAAUUCCUUCCUUGACGUCUUCUUCGUCUUCGUCCUCAUCAGCAUCGUCGGUGUCGUCUUUUGAGGCAUGCUCACGGCCAUCGAUCUCAUCGACGGUCUCGUCGUCGUCGUACUUUACAGCCUGCGACGACGACGAGAGUGCACUCGACAUUGAGUUUGGGUACGACACCAUCUCGCCUCGUAACUCCGGGUCCUGGUCAUAUUACCCAUCUGCCGUCUCCAGUGGGUUGUUGACUUGGCCCAUGGCACUGUCUUCAGCUUCAUCAUCUUCGUCACCGGCCCAACAUCCAUUGACGAUCUCGUACCCACCAGAGUCGACACCAUCCUUGCCACCAUUGCAAGAACCGAUCAAGAAGAAGAACAAGAAGGCGAUGUGGUCGGGCCUUAAGGUUCUCCAAGUCGUGACUGAGACCUCACCCUCCUCCUCCUCCUCUGCAGCUGCCUCUCCUACUUCGUCUACUUCCUCUUCAUCGACAAGUCUCUACUCAUCUGAUCUAGACGAUCCCUCUACCGCCCUUGCCACAACACCCACAGCAACAACACCAACAACGGCCAUGGUACCUUGUCCUUCUCCCGCUAUCAGCACCGCCGGCGCUACCGUUGCAACGAUGACAGCCACAUCUGCUAUCAUGUCGAAGCAAACAUCCCUACCAGACUUUAUUUUCUCGCCAAGACCUUAUACACCCACACAUCAUCGCCGCCACCACGAGUCCCGGACGUUUGGUGACUUUUACCAGGCCCUCUGCAUGGAGGGAUAA